Molecule: messenger RNA, 4606 nt
Organism: Dromaius novaehollandiae (emu)
Lineage: Eukaryota; Metazoa; Chordata; Aves; Casuariiformes; Dromaiidae
Gene: SH2B2
Product: SH2B adaptor protein 2
Exons: 10
Coding region: 266-2287 (673 amino acids)
Biological process (GO): antigen receptor-mediated signaling pathway; intracellular signal transduction
Cellular component (GO): plasma membrane
Molecular function (GO): transmembrane receptor protein tyrosine kinase adaptor activity
Source: RefSeq, a predicted model, not a curated record
GGGCGGCGCUGCCGGCGGUGCGCGGGGGGCGGCCGGGCAGUGCCGGCCCGCCGGGAGCCGCGCCGGGCGCCGGGAGCCGGAGCGGGGCCGGGCGCCGCGGGGGCACCGCGCCGGCCCCUCUGAGCCGGUCUGGCCCCUCGUUCCCGUGUAGAAACUCACCCUUUGAAUUAUGCACUUGGCCUGGAAGACCCUCGCUGCUGGCUCCUCGGGGACCCUCUGAGCUGGAACAGGAGAGGAGCCCGCCGGCAGGCGGAAUGGGGCAGUCAUGAACGGCGAUGCCCUCUGCCAGGAGCCCUCCUCGCCGCUCCCCGACUGGCGCGAGUUCUGCGAGCUGCACGCCCAGGCGGCCGCCGUCGACUUCGCCCAGAAGUUCUGCCAGUUCCUGAAGGAGAACCCCCACUACGACACCCCCGGCGCCGAGGCCUCCUUCUCCCACCACUUCGCGGCCAACUUCUUGGACAUCUUCAGCCUGGAGGUCAGCCGGGUGUUCGUGUCCGACUCGCCCACCAAGUACAACAUCGUGCCCUUCGUGGGGCUGCAGAACUGCCACGUGCCCUACGGGCGAGACGUCGCCCAGAGGAGAGAGGAGACCUCCACGGAGUCGCUGGACAGCAUGGACCACCCCCUGGGCGCCCACAGGUACCUGAGCCCGUCGCAGCAGGCGCAGGCGCGCAAGGUGUCCUCCUACGGCCAGUCCCGCAGCUCGGAGGACGUGUCCGUCCACGCCACCUCCAAGCCCAAGUUCAAGAAGGGCUUCUCGCUGCGGAACAUGAGCUUGUGCGUGGUGGACGGCGUGAAGGAGAUGUGGCAUCGGAAGUCCUCUCCGGAGCCGGACGCCGAGGCCGCGCAGGGCGGCCGGAGGGCCGAGAGGGAGCCGUGGCCGGCGGGGAGCAAGGAGCACGGCGACCCCCGGGAGAAAUGGACCCACAAGCUGCGGCUUUCCAAGGCGCAGUCCUCCAAGGUGGAGCUGGUGGACAUCCAGAGGGAGGGGACCCUCCGCUACAUGGUGGCCGACGACACGAACUGUGUGGGGAGCUCGCAGUGGCAGAAGUGCCGCCUGCUGCUCAGGAAGGCGGUGAAGGUGGAAGGGGAGAGGUUCCUGCUGGAGUUUUACGUCCCUCCGAAGGCUUCCAAACCAAAGGUGAGCAUCCCGCUGUCGGCGAUCAUCGAGGUCCGGACGACCAUGCCCUUGGAGAUGCCCGACAAGGACAACACCUUCGUGCUGAAGGUGGAGAACGGCGCGGAGUAUAUCCUGGAGACCAUCGACUCGCUCCAGAAGCACUCCUGGGUGGCGGACAUCCAAGACUGCAUCGACCCCGGGGACAGCGGGGACGACAUCGAGCUCACCGCCUGCGCGCAGGGAGCCUGCCUGCCGGGCAGGGUGUCCUCCUGCAGCUGCGAAUUCCUGGCUGACGAUGUGCACAGGCCGCCAGACAGAUGUGCCAUGCCCAGCACUCACAAUGCCACCUCUGCUGCCGCCACAGCCACCGUCAUCGCUGCGCCCCACGGCCGGGCCAGGGACUCGGUGGGGGAGCUGCUGGCCCACGUCCCGCUGGAGAGCUUCCUGCAGACCCUGGAGUCUCCCGGCGCUGCCGGCGGGCACCCGGCAGGGGAGGACAGCGAGACAGAAGCAGAGAUCAACCUCUCCGACUUCCCCUGGUUUCACGGGACUCUGUCGCGGAUCAAGGCGGCUCAGCUGGUGCUGUUCGGGGGCGCCAGGAGCCACGGCUUGUUCGUCAUCCGGCAGAGCGAAACGCGGCCGGGGGAAUACGUGCUGACCUUCAACUUCCAGGGGAAAGCCAAGCACCUGCGGCUGUCGCUGAACGAGAGCGGGCAGUGCCACGUGCAGCACCUCUGGUUCCAGACCAUCUUCGACAUGCUGCGCCACUUCCACACCCACCCCAUCCCGCUCGAGUCGGGCGGCGCGGCCGACAUCACGCUCCGCAGCUACGUGGUGGCCCAGAGCCCGCUGCCGGAUGCCGUUCCUCCACCGGCCGCAGCCUCGCAGCAGCCGGGCUGCCGGCCCGACCCGCCGCCCCCGCACUACUUCUGCAGCGCGGCCCCCGCCGGGCCCCUGGCCCCACCACCCGCCGAGGGGGCGGCCGCAGCCCCCGCCGCCGCCCCCCCGCCCUACCACCGCCUGGAGGGGGUCCUGGGCGCCCGGAGCCGCAGCGACAGCGCCGAGCGCCGGCCGGAGCCCCCCGCCGCCAGCGCCGAGGACUACCACGAGGCCGACGGCGCCCGGAGCCGGACCCGGGCCGUGGAGAACCAAUACUCCUUCUACUGAGCCCGGGGCUCCCCGGCGGGGCACAUGCCACCCCACGGGCACCCCGUCCCUCUCGCCGCCGAGCCGGACUCGCCGUCUCCACGUGCCACCACUGGCAGCCCCGCCACGAGCUGCUCCCCGCCGCUUUGGGGGGUGAUGUCUGAGCUGGAGCUGGCACCGUCCCUGCCCUCAGGAAUGGGAUGCUGAAAACAUCCGUGCCAUCUGGGAGCCGGCAGCGCUUGCGGCAGUGGCAUUCCUCUCCCUCCCGGGGCCGAGCAGGGCUCCCGGGGGAUGCACGUCCCGGGCCAGCGGUGCAAAGCCUGGAGGUGCCUCUUCCUCCAGCCAAGCAUCUCGGCAUGGUCCUACGGGGCAAGAGCAUGGCCCGUGUCCCCCGAGUCCUGCAACGGAGUCACCACCACAGGGCUCUGGCAUUUCAGGAUGCCCCAGGGAACGAGAGGUGCCCCCGGGCAGGCUUUCCUUGCGUGUGCAGGUCCACAAGCCCCCGGCCCUCGCCCCCCACCGCAGGAACCCCAAGGGGCUGAUCCAGGUCGGCUUCCCGAGGCCCCGAGUAAGUGUGUCUGAGGAAGGCAUUUCCCACUCUCUGCCAGGAGGUUUUUUUCCACCGCUGAACGUCCCCCGUUGGAGGAAGGCUUUUCCUGCUCUCCUGCCAUUUCCCUUCCUUGGUCCUUUCCCUCCUCGCUGGACCUACAGAAAGCCCCAGAGUAACCCGCCUCGUCCUCCUCUCCUUUCCGCGGUUUUUCAAACCUAAGCUCUCUGCAAGGGGGUCUGCUCAGCCGCUUGCCUUUCUGCUGCCGUGGCUAGGCGAUGACGUCCAUCACUUGACGGCAAACCUCGAAAAACACGACAGCGAGCCCGCGCUGCCUCGGGGGCCUCGUCUCCAGAGGCAAGGGGCAGGUGCCCGCCUGGGGCCCCCAGAGGUGAAAACACUACGGAUCUUCAGUAGAUGCUUUUGGAGAUUUUUUUUUAAUUAUUAUUUUCUUAUAGAUAUUGAAAUGCCCAGGAAGAGCCAGAGGACUGGGGCCACUUCCAGGCGGGUUAACAGCUAAAUGAAACAGAGGGGUCGGGUCAGGUCGACUGUGCGGACAGCCGGGAUUCUCCGCGCCUCACCCCCUCCCACCCCCCCCCAAGCAGAGGGGCGGUGAGCUUGCGUAGCAGCACGGCUGUCAGGAGGGACCAGGCGCUGUAGGGGCAGUUACAGCUAUCACUGCUUUCCCUCUGGGUCUCUCAGGCCCUUAGGGGUGGGUUUACGGGCCAGGACGCUUACGGGGAUUGUUUGCUUCAUGUGGGGUGAGAGACCCUCCUAAAGGGCAACUUUGCUUGCAGACAGGUACGGCAGCGGCAUGUCCCUCCCAGUUUGCCUCUUCCCCACCACGGGGGGCUUGGAGCUGGCUGGUGGGUCUCCAUGUGCAGCAGAGCCCACCACCACCAUGGACAGAUGUCCCGUUGUGUAGCUGUGCCCGGCCGGAAGGUAUCCUAAGAGCAAAGAGGGCACGAGCAGAGCCAGGAUCUGGGCCAAGACCUCUUGAAUUUGCCUGGAGAGCUGUUCCGUUGGGCAGUUUUUGGCUGGGGUUGGGCUUUUUUUUUUUUAGGUGCCUUCUUCCCUGAGCUAGCAAAGCGUGUUCUCCGCUCUCCUGCCUGAGCCGCUUGUCUGUCUCCCUUCAUGGGGGCAGGGCACGUGUCUUGGAGGCUCCUCACCUCUCCUGCCACGCUGGAGCUGCUGUUGCAGCGGGAUGGGUGUGCAGGCCAUGGCCAGGAGAAGGGCUGGGAGGUCUCAUUCCUGCAGUAACCACCACCAUCACCCCAAUACGCAGCCGCUGCGGCUGGCUGCAGUAUGUGCCCUUGCCUGGCACAGCUACCCAGCUUGGAGAUGCCUGGAGGAGCCUGCACAGCUAGCGGGAUGCUACUGAGCACUGCAGGGAGAGGCCAGAUGCUCUUGAUCAGGGGGUUUAAUAUGGACCUGCUUCCUUCACGCACACGUGGCAAAAGGUGGGGAGCGCCAGAUGCAGCACGUUGAUCAUCGCUCUUGGUCUUCGCCAAGGUUCCAACAGACAAGGUGGUUGUGCAUGGGAGCACUGCCUUAGAGACCUUCAUGUGUUGGCUGGUUUUCUGUCUUCUGUGUCACAGGAUAGGAAAAGGAGGGGGAAGCAAUGAUCUGCAAGCAAAAAUGUUAAUUUGUAAAUAGGGGAGAGUCUGGAAGAGUUUACCGUUCUGUAGAAUAAAUUAAUUUUAUUUAAAAAAGUGACUUGCUAAACAAAUGGAGAAUUUGACUUCCAGUUUUAAAAUAAAACCACUUCCAAAAAGGACAGCACACUAACAAGA